AUGGCCCAGUAUGCGUCGUUGCAUCUGGUGGAUACACUCUCGCCUGGCCUGCCUUCUCCUCUGAAUUUGGGGACGGGAGGUCACCACCGCAUCGCCAUGGCUCCCGCCGCCGCCCGCCUCCUUCCAGCCGCCAUGCCUACAACCCCUCACCGUCCCCUGAACUGGUGCAGGUCAGCCGCCGCACGCCGCCCUUCCCCUAGCAUGCGGCUUCUCCGCUCAAACUCGCGGCUCCUGGUCGUCGCCUCCGCGCAGUCCAACCUCUCCAAAGCUGUUCAAAAAACAUGGAGGGUCAGUAAGGAAGCCGUGGAUGCUGGAAGUGCUCUUGUCCCAGAUUCAGUUCCACGCCCAAUUGCUAGGAUAGGCGUGACAUUUGUUGCCGUGUCUGUCGCCCUUUUUCUGCUCAAGUCCGUCAUUUCCACCGCAUUGUUUGUACUGGCGAUGAUGGGGCUUAUAUACUUCGCCUUCCUGGCGAUGAACCCGAAAGAGGGCUCCAGGAGCAUGGAUGAAGGAGACAGUCCUUCGUCGGACGACCCCGCCGAAGAAGCCCGUCGCAUAAUGGAGAAAUACAAGUGA
Triticum turgidum subsp. durum (durum wheat) is the source of this 573-nucleotide messenger RNA. The record is from the annotation of a GenBank genome assembly. Lineage: Eukaryota; Viridiplantae; Streptophyta; Magnoliopsida; Poales; Poaceae.